Messenger RNA from Musca domestica (house fly), 4147 nucleotides. RefSeq names its product dynactin subunit 1 (gene DCTN1-p150). The record is from RefSeq and is a predicted model, not a curated record. The transcript is spliced from 4 exons. Gene Ontology annotation, cellular component: spindle pole; axon; kinetochore. The coding region runs from base 363 to 4136 and encodes 1257 amino acids. Lineage: Eukaryota; Metazoa; Arthropoda; Insecta; Diptera; Muscidae. Gene Ontology annotation, biological process: nuclear migration; establishment of mitotic spindle orientation.
UCUUCGUUGUGUAUUAAACUAUCUUGGUCAUCCGUGUGCGAUUGCGCAUUAAAUAAAUUGGAAACAUUUUAAAAUAUUUUAUGCAUUUUAAAGUUAAAGACAUUUUGAAGUUUCUAAUGCUAGAUAUUCGAUGGUUUUGUUUUCAAAUAUUUUAAGAGUUUGUUAUGAAAUUAAAUUGGAUAUCGCCUUCACUGCAAUCUGAAUUGUUUUAUUGCGUAAAAAUAAGAGGUUCCGAGCAAUACAACCAGCAGGCUGGUGUAGGAAAUUACCAACAAAUUUCUGAAAAUUUGUUGUUGUUAUUGUCAUCGCUUUGUGUUUACACCUCACAUCAACAGUGAAGCUGUCUGCAAGCAUCGGCAACUAUGUCUGAAAAGAACAUAAAGGUGGGAGCUCGUAUUGAGCUCACAGGCAAAGAUCUACAGGGCACCAUUGCUUUUGUGGGCAUGACUACUUUUGCUGUGGGCAAGUGGGUAGGUGUUGUUCUGGAUGAACCAAAGGGUAAAAAUAAUGGUUCCAUAAAAGGCACUGUCUAUUUUGAAUGUCCCGACAACUAUGGCAUGUUCGUGAGGCCCACACAGUUGAAAGUGAUACAACCGGCUCCUGACACAUCAAACCGCAAAUCAACGGAAGAUGUCUCAGCUGCUGAUGGCCUUAAACAUACCGCACCGCAGCCCACUAAAACCCGGCUAAGUAUGUCCCGUCCAUCUCUUACGGGCAGUCGUCUUUCCUUGAGUGGUUCCCGUUCCCAGUUGACAUCGUUGACAGAACGCAGUGGUAGCACUGCCAGUACAGCCAGUCGCAAGAGUUUGGCACCCUCCACUACCAAUACCACUGGGCUUUCGAAGGAAGCCUCGGCCUCAAACUUGUCUUUGUCAAAUGUAGGAACUGGCGGUGCUGGUGGUGAUGCAACUCCCAAUAAUGGCAAAAAGAAUUCAUUCGUGGAAACUGGUUUCAUGGAAAUACUCAAACCGCAGUUCAACCCCUCACAACCUAUGCGUUCGCCAUCCUUUACCUCACCACCCAAUCAAAUGAAUGCCGAAGAUAAAUCCAAUCUUAAUGAACAAAAGAAACUCAAUGAAGAGUUGCAAGCCCAAGUAUUGGAUCUUACGGAGAAAUUGGAAACCUUGAAACAAAGGCGCAAUGAGGAUAAAGAACGUUUGCGCGAUUUCGAUAAAAUGAAAAUACAAUUCGAACAGUUGCAAGAAUUUCGUACCAAAAUUAUGGCUGCCCAAGCUUCUUUGCAAAAAGAGUUGCAGCGUGCCAAACAGGAAACAAAAGAUGCCAUUGAGGCCAAAGAGAGACAUGCCCAAGAAAUGGCUGAGUUGGCAGACAAUGUUGAACUCAUUACCUUGGAUAAGGAAAUGGCUGAGGAAAAAGCCGAUACCCUACAAUUGGAACUAGAUUCAGCCAAAGAACGCAUAGAAGAACUGCAAGUCGACUUGGAGUUGUUGCGCUCCGAAAUGCAAAACAAAGCUGAAACAUCGUUUGGUUCGGUGGGCGAAGGUGGUCCCUCCGUCUAUGAAUUCAAACAAAUGGAACAGCAAAAUUUACGUCUCAAAGAAACAUUGGUGCGCCUGAGAGAUUUGUCAGCCCACGAUAAGCAUGACAUUCAGAAGCUAACCAAGGAAUUGGAAAUGAAAAAAUCCGAAGUAGCCGAGUUGGAGAGAACCAAGGAGAAAUUGUCGGCGAAAAUUGAUGAAUUGGAAGCAACUGUGGCCGAUUUGCAGGAACAAGUGGAUGCAGCCUUGGGUGCCGAAAGCAUGGUCGAACAAUUGUCCGAUAAAAAAUUCGAAUUGGAAGAUCGUGUAAAGCUGCUGGAAGAGGAGGUUGCCCAAUUGGAAGCUUUAGAAGAGGUCCACGAACAGUUGAUUGAAAGCAAUCAUGAUUUGGAAAUGGAUUUACGUGAAGAAUUGGAUUUGGCACAGGCUGCCAAAAAAGAAGUUUUACGUGAACGGGAUGCUGCCAUUGAAACCAUAUACGAUCGAGAUCAAACCAUCACCAAAUUCCGUGAAUUGGUACAAAAACUAAACGACCAAUUGAUUGAGUUGCGAGACAAGGCUUCGGCAAAUAAUGAACAGAAAUCAUUGCAAGACAAUCAAUUGAAGAUUGCCACUGAAUCGGUGGACUAUAAACAAAUGUUUGCCGAAUCGAAGGCCUACACCAGGGCCAUUGAUGUGCAACUGCGACAAAUUGAGUUGUCCCAGGCCAACGAGCAUGUUCAAAUGUUGACAGCCUUUAUGCCCGAGUCGUUUAUGAGCCGUGGUGGUGAUCAUGAUUCUAUAUUGGUUAUCUUAUUGAUUUCACGUUUAGUCUUCAAGUGUGGCAUUGUCAUAAGCCAGACACGUGAACGUUUCCCGGCUGUGGACAAUGUUACCAAAGAGUCCCUUACCCAGGGCCACAGUGUUCAACAGUUUGCCUUCAAGUGUCGUUUGAUGCAUUACAUUCACAAUUUGCAGUGUGCCUUGCAUCAAAUAUUGUAUGGUUUGAAUAGCUGCCAACCCGAUACACUGUUGAGAGCUGGUUCCUCUUUGCCCGAAAUGAUUGCCCAAGAGAAGACAAUUGAUGGCAUUAUUGAAUUGUUGAAAUCCAAUCAAUUGGAUGAAAACUCCACCACCGACAACAUCGAGAAGUGUGUGGCCUUCUUUAAUGCCAUGAAUUCGGUGUUGCUGGCUGGUGAAGAUCUCUUGAAUGAGGCCCAAAUGGUACGGGACAGUGUGGCUGCCAUACAAUCAGCUUGUGAAAGUGUUCUCACAGACACAGGCAUUGCCAAGGUGAUACUGAGACAAGAAGGAUCGACCAGUGAUGCUGCUUUGCUGUUACAGUUCUUGGGCGACAAUAUUGAGUCGAUAAAGCAACAGGUUAAGUUGAUUAAGAGACGUUUGCCACAAGAUUUGCAUGUUGUCAAAUGUGGCAUUUCACAAACCAAACUUGAGUUUAUGCGUCAAUUGACGCAUGCCCUGUCACGCAUUAUGUCCGCCCUACAUUUGGCCAACAAACAAUCGCUGGCCAGUAUUGUGGCCUCCAUUGAGGGCGAUAGUGACAGUGAUCAAUGUAUUGACCCCACCAAAUAUUGGGAAUUCCUUUCACAGGCCUGUGAAAAGAUCUACGAACAGGAUGAUCGUGGUCCAUCGCAAAACUUUAAGAAUAUUCUGAGCCAGGCCAACAGUGAUUUGCAAUCAAUUGCCCAAUACUUGCUGGACAAGGAAUAUGAAAUCAUGUCCAUGGCCAAUCAGAAACAAGAGAAACCCGCCUCACCAAUUAUACUAAGGGCCCAAACGAUCAAAAAGCAAUUGGAACAAAAGAAUGUCUUGGCUGCCACUUUGGAAAAUCGCGAGGCUGAUAUAAAACAAUUGAAAUUGGCUGCCAAGAUGAAACAAAAUGAAUUGUCUGAAAUGCAAAUUCGCAAAGAUUUGGCAGAGAAGAAAUUAUCUGUGCUACAGGCUGAUUUCGAUUCGGCCAUGCAAUGGAAAUCUAAAUACGAAGAGACUGUUGAUUUGCUGAAACGCAAAGAAAAAGAGUUUGAGGAAACAUUGGAUCAUCUGCAAAGCGACAUCGAUACAUUGGAGAAUGAGAAACGUGAAAUCAAGGAGAGAAUUAAGGGCCAAAAUAUGGGAGUUGCUGGUAAGAAGGCUGACAAUUCCUCCUUACUCUCCACAACAUUGCCCUCGGGCCAUUCAACAAAUAUUUCCUUCUCUUCGCAUACAACUGGAGCCACACCGCUCAUUGCCGAAGAAUUGCAAUUGCUUAAACAUGUCUUCAACACCGAAAGAAGUGAACGUUUGCGCCUACAGGCCGAACAGAUUAAGAGCAAACUAAAGAAAUUCGAUCCCAUCUUUGUGCCACAGCCUAAAGAUAAACGUAUCAUCGAGUUGGAGGCUGAGUUGACAAAAAUGAAACAUGCCUGGGCAUUAUCAUUGCUGCAAACCAGCCCCAAAGCCACAAAGGACAGUCACAAUUUGGUUGCCAUGCAACGUAAACAUAUGCCUAUACCUGAGAAAUCCGAAAUAUCCAAUAAGGCCACACAUUUGGCAGCGGAAAUUCUGCAAGAAUAUUUGCAACGUCAUCCGCACAGAGCAGCGGCCAGUGAAUUUGGCGUUUUUCCCACUGUAGAAGUUAAGAGGGUAUUGCAAUUGUAAAGAAAGAAAAA